Salarias fasciatus (jewelled blenny) is the source of this 2330-nucleotide messenger RNA. It is a transcript of the gene atf6b, whose product is annotated as activating transcription factor 6 beta. Gene Ontology annotation, cellular component: nucleus. Lineage: Eukaryota; Metazoa; Chordata; Actinopteri; Blenniiformes; Blenniidae. Gene Ontology annotation, biological process: regulation of transcription by RNA polymerase II; endoplasmic reticulum unfolded protein response. The record is from RefSeq and is a predicted model, not a curated record. Gene Ontology annotation, molecular function: RNA polymerase II cis-regulatory region sequence-specific DNA binding; DNA-binding transcription factor activity, RNA polymerase II-specific.
GGACCUGAGGGGAAACCCGUUUCCUGGACUGUCAUAUGCGGGGCAGCGAGCUCGACCGGAACCGAACCGAAAGCGAAGCUGCCGGGCCCGGUUCGAGCCGUGCGUGCGGAGUGUUCCGGUCCCUUCAUGCCGCUGAAGCCGCGGCUCGCGCGCAGACACAGUUUGAGGCCUGACCGCGGCGCCGCGUCGUCUCUUUGUGGCGAUGAGCGCCGAGCUGCUGUCCGAGCUGGACUGCCGCUUCCUGUCCGACAACCUGCUCACGAGCGACGACUGGGAUGCCUGUCUGUACCAGUGUGAGAGCAUGGAGGACGGGGACGAGGCGGACCCGGGUCGGGGACUGAAGCUGGACUCAGUGUUUGACACUGACCUCAUUCUCACCCUCGACCCGGACAACCCCACGUCGCCAUGGAAACACCUGGACGACCAGCUGCUCACAGGAGAGCCUCCAGUUCUGAAGAGUGACAUGACGACGAUAAGUCAACCACUGCCUGUGGACAUGUUGUUCCAGGUGAAGGCUGAGCCCCCCUCCCCCCCCUCCCCCUCCUCCUCCCUGGAGUCCGACUCCUCCGUCGGUUCUCCGGAUCCUCAGGUCACAGUGAAAGGGGAGAACCCUCCGACCCCCCCCUACAUGUACGGGGACGUGCUGUCCCCCCCGCUGGGCUCCAUGGAGGUUACCGUGGCGACUACGGCAGUGCCUGUGGUCCUGGGCGGCGUUCUGCCCGCCCCCUGCCCCGCCCCCCUCUCCUGCCCCGCCUCCUCCAAGCCGUCCCUGCAGCCCCGCCCCCCGGUGCGCGUGGCGGCCGUCCCCGUCCCCGUCCCCGUCUCCGGCGGCCCGUCUCCGGGUGGCGCUUUGAUCCUGCAGGGCCUCCCGGCGCUGGACCAGAGCCGGCCCGUGGUCCUGUCUCAGUCCGUCUGUCUCGGCGCCGCUCCGGCCAUCGUCAAGGUGGAGCCUGUCUCCCCAGGUGUCGCCCCGCCGGCCCCGCCCACCAAGCCCAUCGUCCCGGCAACCACCGCGUUACCCGGCAACGGCGCCAACGACAUCGACAUGAAGGUCCUGAAGCGGCAGCAGAGGAUGAUCAAGAACCGCGAGUCGGCCUGCCAGUCCCGGAAGAAGAAGAAGGAGUACCUGCAGAACCUGGAGGCGCAGCUGAGGGAGGCGCAGCAGGAGAACCAGCGGCUGCGCCGCGAGAACCAGGCGCUGAGGGAGCGGCUGGCCGGGAAGGAGGGCGGCGACUCGGCCGCCGGCCGCCGCGCCGUGUGCGUCAUGGCCGUCCUUCUCUUCAUCACCUUCAGCUUCGGCCCUGUCAGCAUCUCGGACCGGACGCUGUCCGGGCCGCCGGACGGCGCGGUGGAGUACACGGGCCGCCGGCUGCUGGAGAUCGAGCAGCGGGACGAGCGGGCGCCGCCCGGCAGGAUGGAGGAGCCGGCGGAGGAGGACGGAGCCGAGGACCGGUUCUCCGCAGAACCCGAACAGUUCCGGAACCUCAGUGUCUUCAGUGAUCUGGUUCUUCAGGACCUGGAUGGGUUCUUCUCGUCUUCAGACUGUCGACAGUUUAACCGCUCAGAGUCGCUCAGGCUGGCGGACGAGCUGCGGGGCUGGGUCCGCCGCCACCAGAUCGACCGCAAGAAGUCCGGAGGGAAACCCAAGAACGCCAAGAAGGCCCGGAUCGCCCAGAAAGCUCAGCUGAGGAGAACCAACGUGUCCAGAUACCUGCCGGUCCAGAGCCAGCGCUCCAUCCAGAGCCAGCUGCAGGUUCUCCCCGGUCCCGAGGUGACCUACAGCGACUUCCUGGACGCCAUCGAGCGCAGAGAGGACACGUUCUACGUGGUGUCCUUCAGACGGGACCACCUGCUGCUCCCGGCCAUCAGCCACAACAAGACCAGUCGACCCAAAAUGUCUCUGGUGAUGCCGGCCAUGUCCGUGAACGACAGCCUGUACGAGGCGUCCCGCGGCGUGGAGAUGAUGAUGCAGGUGGACUGCGAGGUGAUGGACACCCGGAUCGUCCCCAUCAAGUCGUCCGCCGUCCCCCCGUCCCUGCGGGCUCCGCCCCCCCGCCCCGCCCCCCCCGGCCAUCACCACGGCAACCAGUCCUCCGCCGCCGCCGCCCACCGGCGGCCCCUCCCCCCCCGCGGGCGGCCGGCAGCGUACUUCCUCAGCCCGGCGGAGGGCGUGUGAGGAACGUUCCGCGUUCCGCGGAGAACCCUAACUUAACAGCUGUAAAUUCCCCUGUACAUAGGAUGUUUUUUAACGUUCCCGAGGUUCCCGAGGUUCCUGAGGUUCCGCUUCGCUCUGAGUUCCUGCCGUCUGAAACCAGGUUGUGUGUUCUGCU